Molecule: messenger RNA, 1052 nt
Organism: Ceraceosorus bombacis
Lineage: Eukaryota; Fungi; Basidiomycota; Exobasidiomycetes; Ceraceosorales; Ceraceosoraceae
Source: the annotation of a GenBank genome assembly
AUGCAGGAUCCAGCGCGCGAGGUCAAGAACGUGGUCAAGGGCCUCAUCGAGGCACCUACGGCUGCUGCUCAGUCCAAGGUUCUCAAGACCUACUUUGCCCCAGACGCUUCUUUCGACCACCCACUUUGCGCUGUUGCAUCCAGCCCCAACGUGAGUGAAAUGGCUGUGCUGAGGGAGGGUGCGGCUGCAGGGGAGACUAAAUGUGGCGGGUUAGCAUGAUGAAUGGGCGGCCGGUCUAUCAUCGCGAGCUCGAGAAGCGCCCUCAGUUGAUGCGUUGCUGAAUAGCAUCACGCCGCAUGUACCAUCCUUUUCGCAGUCUCGAGAUGGAGGAGUACUGCCAAUCUACCAGUGGCUGCGAUGCAUGUUCACUCCUCACAUCGAUGUGCACAGCGUGGGUGAGUUCUCCGGCGCUCCACAUCCUUGAGUUCUGGUACCAUUGCGCGCUGCGGAUUCGCUCAUAUGUGGCUUUUAUUCACAGCUCUUGACAAGGACAACAACAAACUGUGAGCACGGCCUGUCAGGCAAGAGCUGCAGUGCUACGUGGGGCUGACAUUUUCCUAUGCGCAACGCAGCUACAUCGACGCGACGCAGACUCUUGUGCCUUCAAUCAGCUUGCUCGCAGCCAUUCGCGCUCCCGCGUGCCGGUAAGUUGCAAGCUAGCUUUGGCGCACUCGCAUGUGCCCCAAGGUUUCUUGACGCAUACACCCCAAUCGUUCUCGCUACAGCCUCAUUGUCGUUCUGUUCUUGCAGCGCGGAGCUGAUGGUCGCUUCUACAUCAAGAGGCAGGAAGACUACUACGAGCCUCAAGUCUUGCCAGGACUCAUCUUCCCAGGUCUGUCCCCUCUCAUUCAAAUUGUCAAGCUGAUCAUUGGAUUCAAUUGCUGGGUCCUGACCUUCAUCAUCGGCUACACUUUGGGAUGGGUAAGUGGUCAUGAGGCAAUAAGAGUUCGACUGUCCCGCACACACACUGAUCAUUCCGUGAUCACGCGCAGUGGAACCCUAACGGAUCUUCUCGCGCCACUUCAAACGGUCGCAAGGCGGUCAGGGCCUGA